CCCUGCCCACCCCCCUGCUAGCACAGGGGCUCUUUUUGAGUCCAGACAGCCUAUGAGGGAUGGUCUUUCUGCACAAUCAGCCACACAAUCGGCCCUCUAUCCAUUGACAAGGGGGUGGGGAUUGGGGCGUCAUCGCGGGAACCGCGCUGGUCGGGCCUGGUUUCCAUGACAGUGCGGCUGGCAUUCUUCUGGUGGUGGGCGGGGUCACCAUCCCUUUCACCCAAAUAUAACAUACUCCUCUCCACCCCCUUGACUCAGGUCAUUGUCAAGUGCACAAGUGGUCCUCAGAUGGGCUAGCAAAAAAAAUAGGGUGGGGUCAGGGUUCAACCCCAUGGCUCCCCGCGCAGCUUUUGUCACCAAAACCCGCAUCGCCUGUGAGCGGCCCGCCAGAGUGCGUCGGCUUCCCUCGGCUGACGCCACAUGGGGGUGGGGAUUGAUGGUCUUCGUCCCGUCUGUGCUCCGCUCCUACACACCACCCGAACGCUGCCGACCUACCAGUCGCCUCUCUGAAGUUCAUAAGCCCAGAGACCUGCCUCCCCCCACCGGUGUGGGACCAGCUGAAAGUCCCCUAGGUCAGCAGCCUUUGGAAAAAGCCCCCCAGGGAGACAUCGGAACCGUUAGAAAUGGACUCCACCACACCUGAGGUCACAGCUAUGUUUUCCAACCAAUCCAUGGAGAGCUGUGGAGGGGAAAGCACCACCGAGAACCUGAUCUUUGGCUGCUAUUACAUUCUGGUCUUCUUCUUGGCCCUGAAUGGGAACUGCCUGGCUCUGUGGGUCUUCUCCCGCCAGCGUGGAACUUCUACUCCAGCCAAUGUCUUCCUGUUGCACUUGGCUGUGGCUGACCUUUCUUACGUGGUCAUCAUACCCCUACGAGCCACCUAUCACCUCACCGGGGGCCACUGGCCCUUCGGAGAGCUGCCCUGCAGGCUGGCCGGCUUCCUCUUCUACGUCAACAUGUAUGCCAGCCUCUACUUCCUGGCCUGCGUGGCCGGGGACCGGUACCUGGCAGUCGUGCAUGCCGUAAGGUCGCUGAAGGUACGCCGAGCCAAGUAUGCGCACUUUGUGAGCUUCACCCUGUGGGCGCUGGUCGCCGUGUCCAUGGGGCCCCUCUUGGCCACACGGCAGACCUCGGAGGUGGCCGGGGCCACGGUGUGCCUGCAGCUAUACCGUGAGAAGGCCUCUCGCCGGGCGCUCGUCUCCCUGGCCGUCGCAUUCACCCCGCCCUUCCUGGCCACCCUCUCCUGCUACCUGCUCAUCAUCCAUAGCCUUCGCCGGGGCUCACGUCUGGAGCCGGCGCUCAAACUUAAGGCCCUCCGGACUAUCGGCCUGGUGCUGCUCAUCUACGUGGUCUGCUUCCUGCCCUACCAUGCCAGCCGUGCCAUCUUCAUCCUGGGCUUCGCCCAGCCAGCCGUCUCCUGCGGGGCCAGGAGGGGCCUGAUGCUGGGGAACCGCCUCACCUCCUCCCUUGCCUGCCUCAACGGCGCCCUGGACCCGCUGGUCUACCUCUUCGGAGCGGAGAAGUUCCGGGGCAGCCUGCGAAGGCUCCUCUGCAGGGAGACGCUGGGAGCCUCCAGCGCCACCACGGGGGAGCUGAAGGGAACGCGCGAAAGCUCGCUGAGCGCCAAGUCGGAGCUGUGAAGGAUGGGCAGGAGAGACUUUGUCAGGCUGAGAGGCGCACGGAGCCACACGCGUCUGGAGACGCAAUGAACUGGUAGUGUUUUGCACACAGACGCGCUCUGUUCUAAGGCUGCCCCGCUGUUAACCUUGGUUUCCUGUUAUAACAAGAUCACUCUGCUUCUGAUUAGGUUUUUCGCCUUUUAUUUUUCAACUGAAAAUGUACUAUAGAGAGUAAUAUUCCAAAUUUGGGACUUUUUUAGUAAAAAAGAAGCUAAGACCUGUUUAUCCUUCAUAGACUCCCAAAUGAUUUCUACUGCUGUGGUUUAAGUAACACUAAAUGCUUUGUUUAUUUGCUUCUGAAGGACUUUGCUGGUCAUAGUCUGGUCAUUUCAGCAGAUGUGAUAAUGUUCACUGCACCCCUACUCGGUCCUAUAAACUGUCCUCAGUGCCGGUCAUUGGUGCCACACCUCCAACCUAACAUUAACGAACAAAUUAAAAUGUGCUUUUUCUUUCAGCAGAAGCUACUCGUUUUCCCUUUUAUUUAGAAUUAUGGCUGAUGUACCAACAUGAAAACCUGCUGUCAGUCUAGAGUUUGUUGAGAGGCCCCGAAGACAAAAUGAAGUCACACCAGUUUUAUUCCAGAUUCUUCCUUCUCAACGACCUCAAAAUUCCCCACAUGUAUGCUUUAAGUAUACAUUAUCAUCAAUAAUGUGUCAUUAUUAUUAUUGGUAUUUUUAUUUCAGAGCGUAAUAAGAAACUCUCAGCCAAUCACAUCAUCACACAUCAGGCUUUAACCACUCAGAAAAAAGGAGAGUCUGCAUGAUCCCCGAGUGUCCACCAGGGAGCGCCUAAUCCCACUGUGUGCAAGCGGUCUUCUUCACUGCUGCAAAGAGACUCUAAGGCCAGUAUCUCAGAUCAAGAGACUCCAUUUAGUCAGAAUCCUAAUCCAACCAUGUGGAACCAUAAACUGAGAAAAGCAGCAGAAAAGGUCACAAUGACGCCUCACACACAUCUGUGAUCCAGGCCCAAGGAGAAUUCUCUAACCUCUGCCUUAAUUAUAAUGAAAAACAGAUAAUUAAUGAAUUCUGAUAAUUAAUGAACCCCCACAUCAUAACUGAUCAGUUUUAAUGUGAUGUAUAUGGAAUUUAAAAAUCCACAUAGGUGAACAACGAAAUGUAUAUUUUUCAUGUUGCUGUGACAAAAUCCCAAGCAAAAGGUUCUGGUUGCUUCUUGUUCCUGCUUUACAUUCUAUAAGAAGAAGGUGGUGUCUGAACAGGAUACCAAAGUCAGUGUGAGACUUUGUCAUGAGAUGUUUUCAUUUUUAGAAUAAUUCCAGACACGUGUGCAGUUUUUCCUAGUGAGCUCACGGAGGGCGGCCUGGUGAGCAGGUCAGACCAGACCGCAGCUCACUCUGCCCGAUUCCCAGAUGCUACCACACUUUGCUUACAGACAAUUAAAUAUUUCUCAUACCUGCUUCAGCUUCAUUUGUAGCCUAUGGAAUCCAGCCAUUUACCCUCUACACCUCCCAGUGUCCUGACAGUGUGUCAGAAAAGGUGCUGAUUUGCUAGGACCUGCAUUUCUCCACAGUGAGAGCUACAAACCCACUGCAGUAAAAUACAUUAAGGAAACAUGGUUUAUAAAAUCAUGGUUUACAAAGGAUUAAUCUUCUCCAAAGCUACAUUUUAUUGUCUGAUCUAUGUAAAAUAGUGUGGGUUAAAUAAAGAUUAUAAAAAAUUAUAUUUAUUUUCAGAAAUCAAACUGGUUAUGAAUCCUCCUAAAGGGUGAUUCAUUCUACAGGAGGAUGGUUCUGAACCUGAACACAGGCAGUAUAGUACAGUACAGUACAUUCUACAAGGGGAUGGUUCUGACCCAGAAUGCAGGCAGUAUAGUACAGUACAGUACAUUCUACAGGGGGAUGAUUCUGAACCAGAACACAGGCAGUAUAGUACAGUACAGUACAUUCUACAGGAGGAUGAUUCUGAACCAGAACACAGGCAGUAUAGUACAGUACAUUCUACAGGGGGAUGAUUCUGAACCAGAACACAGGCAGUAUAGUACAGUACAGUACAUUCUACAGGGGGAUGAUUCUGAACUGGAGCACAGGCAGUACAAUACAGUACUGCCUCUUUAAGGAAGCUUUAUGUGAUACCUUGUCAUCUGCCAAAAAAAAAAAACAUGUUUAACUGGAAAUAAGAGAGCACACACAAAGUAUUAUUUCAAAAUAUGUUUGUAAUAUUUUGGAUUCAUAACUGAAGAUUAUUACUUAUUCAAUUCUAAUUAGACUUAGUCAAUCUUGCUGAAGUGUAACAUUACCAACUUUUGAACAUUUAUAUAUUCAGUAAAAUAAACAAAAGUGAAACCAAA
Molecule: messenger RNA, 3983 nt
Organism: Paramormyrops kingsleyae
Lineage: Eukaryota; Metazoa; Chordata; Actinopteri; Osteoglossiformes; Mormyridae
Product: uracil nucleotide/cysteinyl leukotriene receptor
Biological process (GO): phospholipase C-activating G protein-coupled receptor signaling pathway; positive regulation of Rho protein signal transduction
Cellular component (GO): plasma membrane
Molecular function (GO): G protein-coupled receptor activity
Source: RefSeq, a predicted model, not a curated record